UUCCAGCCACAGAUCAGAGAGCCGCUCCAGCAGGAACUCCAGCGCCACCAGCGAUCACCUCUAAAGUAAACGCCUUUCCUCUGCAGCUAGACUUCAAAACAGAGGAACGGAUCAGGAAGAUCUGAGGAGGGUUGAUCCUCAGCAACAUGAGUCUGAGGAGGAAGAAGGCUGGGCUCUUCAUCAGCUGGCAGAGGUCCUUCUCCUUCUUGGCUCCUUGGAGAAAAGGUAAAGGAGGUAGGAAUGCAGUCCUGGACAGUGAUGUUGUUCUGACGAAACUGAAACUCAUCAGCAACUUCAAUGAAAAGCCACUGAUAGCAGAAGACCCUGGGUCCAGCGUCUCCACAGCAGUAGCUUCUGAGCAGGACACUCUUGACCUGACCAAGACCUCAGAGGUAAACUCCUCGCUCCAAGACAAGCCCGCCUCUAAAUCCCUAUCUGCCAUUUUCUCAGACUCUCGGCUCUCCCGGUUGUACAAGUUUGAAUCGGAGGACUCUGGAGUGGAACUGCCCAGUGGAGCUAACUCUCUGUCCACCCCAACAGGCUCAGAAAAGAGCUUUGAGAUCCACAGUCGAGAGUCCUCCUGUGAUUCCUGUAACUUGGACUCUUCCUCUAAUGAAUUAGUUAUCAGUAACCAGAACUCUGACAAUAAGCAGGCAAAACACUUAGAUACAACAUUAAAUACAGCAGUUGGGCCCCGAGACAAUGUGUUCAAUGGCAGAGACAGAUUUGAACCAUCAGCUCCAACGGUAAAACUGUACAUAGGAGAACAAACAGGCCAGGGUGAGGCUUCAGGAUUCGACUCUGAGGUUUCUAGGGACCAACUAGAACAAUGUGAGGAGAUGAGCUCCUCACAUGAUGAAGAGAAACCAUUAAUGACCAAAUAUGAGGACAGACCAGAACAGGAGCAAGAGACUGAGACCAUGAGGAGGACGGACACCAGGGACAGCCUGGACGACUACAUGGACACCUGCUGCAGACUCACUGAGACCCAGCAGCAGAUCUCCAGACCUCUGGGCCCAGGGCUGGGUUACCUGCAGCUCAUCUGCCAGCUGCUGGAAAAAAUCUGUCAUCAGCAGGAGAUCAACAUCCAGCUGCAAAGGCAGGUGUGUGUCCUGCAGAAGGACAGCAGGAUGACAACGACUAAGGAGCAGUUCUUCCAGCAGUACUGCAGCUGUGGUGCUGCUAUCCUGGCCUUCCAGAAUUACCCACCGAAAAGUGACUCCCUGUCUCCAAGUGGUACUUUCUCUAAUCUAUCCACCAUCCCAGAAGUCAGCUGGUCAACAGCCAGGAGAAGAGAGGACCAGUCCGCAUGGAGAAGGACCUUCAUGGAGGAGCAGCUCCGUCUCCAUGGCGAUGACACAGAGGACAGGAGUCCUGGACUGGGCAGGCUCGGUGAAAUCUACACGUGGGGCCGAGACCUGGUGAGGAAAACCAAAGAGAGGAACCAGAGCAGACUGGGAUUAACUCCCGCUUCACUGAAGCUAUCCUGUCCUCAGCUCUACAGGCCUGGUGAAGAACACAUGGAUAAAGGUGGAAGAAGCAGGAGCUCCAUGGCUGCCCUAGACCACAGGAACAAACCAGACCUCUGGCUUUAGCAUCCAGAUCGAAAUGGACUCACUUUGAGAAGAGGACCAUGAGGUUCUAGCAAGAACCUUGGAGACCUUAAAGAAAACAAGAUGAAGAGAGGAAGAUGAGUGUGGAAAGUAGGAUCAGUUGUAAGAGGCGAAUGCGUAACAAUGAUUUUCCUGCUUCUGAACUCUGUAUGAAGGUGGAAACGUUUGAGGCUACGCUGCAUCGGUGGGACAUUACACUUCAUUACUGACGUUUGGACGGUACGGAGGGUUUAGGAACAGAUCGGAACCAGCUGCUGUUUUUUAUGUAAUGUUUUCAAUGUCAAUAAGUAAAGUUUUUUUUUUAAGAUGAAUCCAUGGUGACCCUGUAUGAUUACUCUGUUAAUGACCUGGAUUCCUUGGGGGUUCGGGGGGUUAUGAUCAGUACUCAAGUAAAAAAAAUUUUUUUAAAUCAUCCCCUUCUUAAAUGACCAUCCACUGUGACAUUUUAUCACUGAAUGUAUAAAAUCUCUAUUAUAUAUUAACAGUAGUGGCAAUAGUAUUGCCCUUUCAACAUUUGGCAGGCUGUGGGCUUACGAGUAGCCUGACCAAAUUACGGUGGCCCAGAGGGCAAUAGUGAUUUCAUUUUUGACCUCAGUGGCUCAACCUGUGGAGCAGUUGACGAUGUUCUGAACAGCAUCACGGCCAAGCGGCAAAGACAACGCGAUUUGAGGGACUUUUUAAAUAGGCAAAAACAAUGCUUCAGGCAAGUCAAGAGUCAGAAGACAUUAGCCUUUAUAAGCUUACCAGUGUGUCACCAAAUAUGUAGGAGUCCUAACCUCUGGAAAUAGCGAGAGCAUGGAAAACUAGGUAAACUAGUUUGAAGCGAAAACAUUUUUCUGUCUUUAAAGUUGUCAUGAAUGAUAGACCAAACCUUAUAAAGUGGAUGGGAAUAAAGUUUGGACAUAC
Cyprinodon variegatus (sheepshead minnow) is the source of this 2519-nucleotide messenger RNA. RefSeq lists its product as uncharacterized. The record is from RefSeq and is a predicted model, not a curated record. The transcript is spliced from 8 exons. Lineage: Eukaryota; Metazoa; Chordata; Actinopteri; Cyprinodontiformes; Cyprinodontidae. Bases 147 to 1595 code for a protein of 482 amino acids.